ACAACGAGUUAGUGACAUGCUGCACUUGGCUUCUUCCUUUGGAAAGUGACAGGUGUGGCAUAGAAGGCAAAAAUUAUGUGAGAUUGUGGAUCUUAGUACUAGAUAGAAAUAGUGGUCUGGUAUUUUUUUUUACCACAAAAGAAAAAUACUCCGACUUCAUAUAACUAUGGGGUUGUUUGUUAAAAAAAACUCAGGGUAUUAGUUAGCUCAAAAUGGUGCGCUAAAUUACAAAGCUCAAAACACGGAUCGAUCUGUUAAACUUGUUCAAAUAAAACAUACUCUGCUCCGCGGCUCCACCCCAGCUUGCCUCAGUAAGAUGCCACCUUAGGAGCACCUCACUGGCCUAUUGCCCGUUGUCGGUGUUGAUUUAGAUAUGUGGUUGGUCGGAUUCUGUUGCUCUGUUACCAACAGCUUGUCAUUUUGUCGAACAUCUUGUAGGCAUUGGUUCCACCAAGGAAUCGAUUGACGAAUGUUGGAAGCAUGUUGUAACAAAGAAUUGGUGAAUAAUUUCAUGUUAUUAUUUGUAUGGAUCGGUCAUUAUUUGUAAAUGUCCUCUUUUUUUUGUUGUGUUCGAUAAAUUCGUGAUAUUCACAGAUAGGCAUUGUCAAUCUUGUACAUUUGCUCUGUGGGUUAUUGGGCUUGAUCACCUCGGAAGUUUGUUUUCGUCCUGUUCAAGUGCAUGCUGCAUUGACUUCCUUCUUUCGGAAAGUGAAUGGUCAUGGCACUGACACAGUAGAGGGCGGAAAUCAUGAGAUAGUUGGCUGUUUGUACAAGUUAGAAAAAUACUCUGGUCUUCCUAUAUUUUUUUUAAUGCUGGGCGAUUACUGAACCCUGAUAUAAUUGGAGAAUGACGAAUUCUACCCCCUCUGUUCCAAAAUAUAUCCUAUACCUUGUCCUAUGUUAAAGUUGACCAUGUUUCUACAAAAAAAAUACAGCACCCACAAUAUUAAAGAUAUACACUAUGGAAACAUAUUUUAUGAUGGAUCUGUUGAUGUUGGUUCGGUAUUGUAGAUGUUGCUAUUUUUCCGUAAACCUUAUUAAACUAACUUUGACUUAUGGGUCUUAUAUGUUGGAAUGGAGGGAGUAGGCUCUGUUUAGUUGAUUGAAAUGCAAAAGACGUCCACUUCUCUUUUUUUCUUUGGACAGUAUUUAUAAAUGCAAAUAUGAAUUAUUUCUAGGUUAGCAGUAAUAAUAGUACUUUUGCAGCUAAGAUAUUGCCUGUGGUAAAAAACCAGCACCUGCUGUUAUGUACACUUCUGAUCUGCAAUGCUAUAGCCAUGGAGGCAUUGCCAAUAUUUCUUGAUGGCUUGGUGACUGCUUGGGGUGCGAUUUUGAUCUCUGUGACAUUGAUUCUGCUGUUUGGUGAGAUCUUACCACAAUCCAUCUGCUCACGCUAUGGGCUGGCGAUUGGCGCCUCAGUUGCUCCAUUUGUCCGAGUGCUUGUUUGGAUCUGCUUUCCUGUUGCAUUUCCGAUAGCCAAGCUGCUGGACUAUAUGCUUGGUCAUGGUAAAGCAGCCCUUUUCCGUAGAGCUGAGCUAAAAACACUUGUGACACUGCAUGGAAAUGAGGCUGGUAAAGGUGGAGAGUUAACCCAUGAUGAAACUACUAUAAUAGCUGGAGCUCUUGAACUCAGUGAAAAGAAAGCUAAAGAUGCUAUGACGCCGCUUUGUGAAACAUUUGUGAUUGAUAUAAAUGGGAAGCUCGACAGGAAACUAAUGCAAGAGGUCAUUGAGAAGGGUCAUAGCAGGGUGCCAGUUUAUUAUGAAAGGGAGACAAACAUUAUUGGAUUGAUAUUGGUGAAGAAUUUAUUAUCGAUAAACCCUGAUGAUGAAAUACCCAUAAAGAGUGUAACUAUCCGCAAAAUUCCUCGCGUUUCAGAAGACUUGCCCCUCUAUGACAUCCUAAAUGAGUUCCAGAAGGGCCACAGCCACAUGGCAGUUGUCAUCAGGCAAAACAUUCCAGACUACCCAGCUAAACAGCUCAACAAUGGUGGUGAAACUCUUGAGGUUGCCAUUGCCAUCGAUGAUAAACCUGGUGAAAAGUCUGUGAAAAACCUUACUCCUCUGAGGAGAUGGAAGAGUUACCCCAACACCCUGAACUCUAAUACAGGAAGCAGGAGGGGCAAAUGGUCCAAGGAUCAAUCAGAUGUUCUUCAAGUACACGAGGAGCCAUUGCCCACGCUCAGCGAAUAUGAAGAAGCUGUGGGUAUCAUAACAAUGGAGGAUGUCAUUGAAGAACUGCUACAGGAAGAGAUAUACGAUGAAACAGAUGUACACGUUGAGGAGCAAGAUCAAUAACACAUUGCUGGAGUUUCCACUCCCCAUUUUGGACCUGAAAAGUCACGUGCCACGCCAGUUUUGUGCUGAGGGGGAGAACAAUCUGUAAUGAAACGUUGUAGUAGUAAAUGUGUAUAGACGAUGAUACUGAACAUUAGUUCGUAUGAACUGUUGAUGUGAAUGUUUAGUACGUUGGUAGGAAGAACAUUGGAUUGCGCUUGGCCCUGAAGCUGCAGGAUUGCAAUGUUCCUGGAAACCGUACCGAGCAUCCUGAAUUCCUGAUUCCCGAGACGUUGACGCGGCAGUGGUACAUCCUGAUUCCUGAGAAAACCCCAUCCUGAACCUGUCGGAGGGAGCCGGG
This is a messenger RNA of Lolium perenne, 2637 nucleotides long. The record is from RefSeq and is a predicted model, not a curated record. Lineage: Eukaryota; Viridiplantae; Streptophyta; Magnoliopsida; Poales; Poaceae.